ACACAUGCGCUGAGCUGGCAGAGCCACAGUCAGUCAGGGCUGAUCCUCCGCCCGCUGCGCCCGAGGAGAGGAGAGGAGACACGGACAGCCUCGCGUCCGGGUGCUGGAGACCCACCUCACCACACACUGUCUCCGAGGACAACACCGAGGCCCCAGGACUGGAAACGACCUGAGGAAAUCGCGAACUCGACACGGAGACACCAUCCGGACACGAAGCUGAAAAGGAGGACGUCUCCUCUCCAUCGCCUUUUGCGCACGACCACCCAUUAAACCCCCUCUGGACCAGCGCCGCACGCAAGCGAUGCACCUUGAUGCCAAGACAACGAUCACUCCGAUCGGGUUCUGUUUGUUUUUGUAGCGCAUCAUUCUUAUCUAGUCGAUAAUAACAGUGCGGACACUGUGUUCACACACAUGCAUUCAACGGGUUUCUUCUUCAUGAGAAUAUCCUCAUGGCCUGAAACUGACAUGAACUAUUAAAUCCGUCGCAUUCGCUCUGGAUUGACGCCUUUUUAAUUUUUUUUUUAUCUCGCAUGUCUUGAGUUUUCUUCUUUCUCGAACAGUGUCACGCGUGUCCAGACAACAGUCUGAUGCUCUCAGACAGCAGUAGGUUAUCCAGCCACUGGUGACAGUGUCUUACAGGUUCUUUUGCAUAACCUGCCUGGCCUUCCUUAAAAAUUGACUCCCUAUUUUGCAAUCCAAAGGAUUUGGAGCAAACAUCCCAAUUGGAAAGUUUAAGGUGGAGACCAGGGCUGGGCCAUAACACAUCCAGGAGGUUUUACAGAAGCUUGCAGGCUCCGGACCGCAUGCCGUCAUGCUGUCCUUAGACGAGCCACUGGACCUAAAAGUGCCGAGGGGGCGGGUCAGUGGGCGGGACAGAGGCGCCAGGUCUCCGCCCACUCUCACUCCCUCUCCCGUUCACGGCAAGGGGGCGGGGCAGCUGCGGAUGGCAGACGACGGGACCGCAGUCAUCAUUCCAGCGUCUCCUGCCUCUCCACACACAGGUGUCCUGCAGGAGAAGAGGGAGACCCCCACACCCCCCGCCGUGGAUCUCAGCAUGUCCCCGUCCUCCCGAAACACAGCCUGCUCUCCGGAUCUCUCCAAUGGAAAUGGCUCAGCUCCCAUUUUCCCCGGAGACUCAGCUCAUAUCCGUUACUUGGAGGGAGGAGCCACAUCUCAAGCAUUCCAGUUCUUCGUGCCCAUUGGAGGAGGUGCAGGGCUUCACCUGCCUUCAUCAAUGUUCAUUCGGCAGCCCAAGGACACAAGAGCUUCUCCAGACCUCUCUGCAGAUGAACAGCUGGCCUGUCGCUGGAGGAAGUGCCACCUACUUUUUGACUCCUUGCAAGACCUGGUGGAUCACGUCAAUGACUUCCAUGUCAAGCCUGAGAAGGAUUCUGGGUACUGUUGCCACUGGGAGGGAUGUGCACGCAAAGGACGGGGAUUCAAUGCCAGGUACAAGAUGCUGAUCCACAUCCGUACUCACACUAAUGAGAAACCACACCGCUGUCCUACCUGCAACAAGAGCUUCUCCCGACUGGAGAACCUCAAGAUUCACAACCGCUCACACACAGGAGAGAAGCCCUACAUCUGUCCAUACGAGGGCUGCAACAAGCGCUACUCUAAUUCCAGUGACCGGUUCAAACACACGCGCACACACUAUGUGGACAAGCCCUACUACUGCAAGAUGGUGGGCUGCUUGAAACGCUACACAGACCCCAGCUCCCUAAGGAAGCAUAUCAAGGCUCAUGGGCACUUUGUAUCCCAGGAGCAGGGAGCUCCAGGAGGGGUGGGCUCCCUGAUGAAGCCGGGGCAGAACGCAGGGGGAGGGAAAGAAUCUGAGCUGACUUACGUCAGUGGGGCCCACAUCAUCAUUCCUAGUGCUGCCGCUGCUCUCUUGGGCAGUCAUGGUCUGCAGGGUCUUGGAGGGUCCCUCCCUUUGUCCCCCCUCAGUCCCCGCCCCUUGGACUUGAGCACACUGGGCUGCCCAAGCUCCCCUCCAGCUGGGCUUGGGGGGACAUCCAUCCUGUCCUUCAGCGGUUCCCCGCUUGGUCUGACCAAGUCACACUUUCUGUCUCCUACCUUCUCAUCUUCCACGUUGGGGUUGCCCAUGGUGCCCAUGUUGGGCUCGGAGCGCAGGGACCAUGGCAAAGGCAAGGCCAGAGGCGAGGAGGGUGAGGACGAGAUCCAUGGCGGUGUGCUCAACCUGUCUACUGGGGCGUCCCACGACCCCCUGUCUUGGGUUGUCAUCCCUUCUGGCCCAGUGGUGCUGAAGCCGGCUGUGGUCAACUGAACACAACAUUCCAGAGGAAUUGCAGGGGAAGGGUGGGGGUGGAACAGGGGUCAGAGGUCGGAGGCAAGCCUGUGGGGGGUUCUUACAAAGCAAAUCCAGUUAUGCUUGGAGGUGACACAAUCUUCUUCAACUUUUAGCGCUACUUCAGUUCAAAUUUGUACCUUAUGGUCGGACACAGCUACCUGUAUCUUAUGAUAAUAGGGAUGAUAUCUUGAAGAAAAUUUAGCGUAACGAUUCAGAAAGUUGCCAAACAUUCACCUCCGUUCCAUUCUUUUUCUCUCCCUGGCUUAUCUUUGUAACAGGGUUGUCCAAUUCUGUGCCUGGAGGGCCACCUUCCUGGAGACCAGGGGUUGCCCACCCCUGGUCUAAACUCUGCAGGAGGGUGGCCCCCAAGAAGCAGGAUUGGACCCCAAGUCUUGUCCGUUUUUUGUUUUUGUUUUGUUUUAUGACAGCACUGAUCUAAAGGCAGACUUAAGAAUCUGUGCCCUUGCUUCAAGAAACAAUUGUAUUUAUGUUUAAGAGAAACUUUUGGACGACAGUGUACGCAACACACUAAAGACACAAACGUGUGCUAUUAUUCUUCAGGAACUGACCUUCAAGUCAGUCCAUGCUUUAUGAAAAGACCUCUGAGCACAGAAAGCCAGAGGUCUUUGAGGCUGAAUCGCAUGGGCCAGGUCAGGCUUGCAAAGAGGUGCUGAGGUCGUAGGUCAGGCGAGAGCAGCUCAUUUACUGGCCCAGUAGUGUCCAAUUCUGUCCCUGGAAUGCCACUUUCCUGCAGAGUUUCUACACACUUGGCUGUAUGUUUGUAGUGAUCCUGAAGACCUUGAGUAGCUGGUGCAGGUGUGUUUACAUAGGGCUAGAGCUAAACUCUCCCAGACAGUGGCCCUUUAGGAGCAGGAAUGGACACCCCUGCUUCAAACUGUCCAGAGACCCUCUGCAUCCCUUGCAAGUGAACUUCUUUAGCUCAAUGCUAUUACAAGCUAUAUGACAAACCUUGCAUUUGCUGCUAGCUGUAUCACUGCAAUAUUAGCAUACAUCUUUGAAUAAAAAAAGAUAUAGUAUGAACGACAAUCUGUCCUUUGAGGAGGAAAUAGAAACCUUGAUUAGCUCUAUUUUGUUGAAUAAGAGAUUUACAGACACAAGGCUCAGACUGACUGAGUUUUAAGUCAUACAAGGGCACAAACUUUCCAAGCGCUAAUGCUAAUGCCCUAUAGGACAUGGCACUGAUGUAAAUAGUGCCAUCUUUUGGUCAUUACUUGUACUGCACACUACUAGUUGAACCAAGGGCCAGAUUUAACAGAAUUUAUGGUUGAUGCAGAAUAGUGUAAUGUUUAAAAUAAACAUUAUCCACAACCCAGUGAACAUGUUCACAUGUGCAAUAUACAAAUUUAGGUAUAUUGCAACAAUUAAGGGCUUAGUUUGGUUUCUCAAUUUACUUUCAUAGUUUGCUCCAUAUUAAAUCACUGUGCUAAAAAUCUAAUUGUAUACCCAGAGAUUGAAAUAGAGACUUAAUAAUAAAGUGUAGAAAGCACUAUUCAGGUGGCCAAAAGACAGCAUUUUGAUUUAAGACCCUUUCACAUGACACACAUCAUUGUUCUCCAAGACAUCAAACUCUAGAGUGAGGCAUCAAGUUUCAGCAUCUCUCCAGACGUGGAUCACAAAUGGAGCUGUAGGCGACCCGCCAAAUACUAAAAAUUUCACACUGGACCCCAUUUGCCUCUGAUUUUCCCUAGCUGCAUAAUGUAUCAUUGUGAUACAUCGUACAAAUUUAAAAUCAAAACUCAAAAGACUGAUUCUGUGCUAGAUUUUAGGAACAUUAAGUUGUACAACACAAUAUUCAUAUUGUACAUUUUAUGGUGCUAUCUGCAAAGUCCUGAAGUGGGUCAUGUGAGUGAGACUUUACACCGUCUUUGUCGUACUCCACUGAUGAUCAAUGUGUCGCGAUCAAGAACUCAUUUGCAGCUGCUUUCUGUAAUGUCCAUUACUCGUAGAUUGGGAUAAAACAAAAUAGAGAAACAAACGAAUGUAAUUUUAAAAACAUUCCGACUGAAAUAAUCGCACUUCUUUAAAACAUGAACCCUGCCCUGCCCUGCCCUCCAAACCAUUUUUACACUCAGAGUCUUAUUCCAUAAUUAUUUUUGUCUUAUUGUUUGUGGUAAACUAUACGGUUAUUGCCAUUUUGUUUUGCUGACUUUUUGUUUGUUCGUUUGUUUUGGACGUGACAUUUCCUGAUGUUGAAGUUGCUUUGUUUCUGCUAUUGCUACUCUGUGUUUAGCUUUCUCCAGCAAGUGAAUCAUGAGGAAAGAGGGAGAAGUAACAGGAGGUGGUGACGGACAAGUUUGCAGGAAGGGUUUUCGUAAAAAUUUAGCUCAUAAUCAUACCACAAUGCUUGAAGUUUACAUACUGUACAAUGCAUAUGUAACAUAUAAUGUCCAAUUAAUGAUUAAAAGAUAAAUGCACAGAAUUUUUUAGGCAGUAAAUAGCUGGUGCUUCCUCCAAUCACUUUAGCAUCAUUGCUAGAAAAAAAGUCGCCACUGUCCAGAUCUCGAUCGUGUGCCAGAUUUCAAAAGUAGGCCACUGACCCUUACAAAGCCCCAGAUUAUAUUUAUUUAUCCAAUCAAAGCCAAGAAAAGUUUAACCCUGUGCUUCUAUAAAGCCUUUUAGAAGAGAUAAGUGAUAACAUGCAAAUACAUGCAGUAAUCAAACACAAUCCUCUCGGGUUUGGAAAGAUUUGACAUCAGCGUGUAUUAAGGAGUCUUUACUGGAAAUUACAUUUAUUAACCCUGGCAUCCAUCCAAGAAGUUGGAAAUCUCUUCUCCUACUCCCUUUCCUCAUCUUGUUGGCUGGAGAAAGCUGAUACUGACACAGACCUGUCAAGGUCUACAUCAAUGUUCAAUAUCAGAUAAGCUGUUUAAAUCUUUAACCCUUUGAGCACUCUGAAAACGGCCGCACUGUUUCACACAGGAGACUCCAAAGCCCUUAACAAAAUGAUAGUGUGUUUCCAAUGACUUUUAACUUACCACAACUGUAGGUGAGAUACUUACACAAUAAAUUGAAUGACAGGGAAGAUGUCAUAGCUAGAUAUUUAAAUUAGAUAUUCACUCCAUUAAAACUCCAAUGAUGUCAGAAACUAUAUACGGUACAUAAAUAAAGCACCAUUUUAGACUAUAAAAAAAUGCUCACACUAAAAGCAAAGAUAUUUGUAUGUUUCUAAAAUGAACUAAUAUGACAUGUUCUUAAAGGUGCCACAGAGAUGCACAAAGGGUUAACAAAAAGACUAUGGCCUGGAAAGGCCAGCAUCCAUUUUUAUUUUUCCUUUUUGCACAUUUUUGAGAUAUUUUAAUAUCAGUAUUUUUUUUCCAAGUGCCUUUUAUUAUAGAUGAAAUGUAGAUGUAAUACAGUAUAUGAAAAUAAAUAAAUAUAUAUAGAAAUAAAUCUAUAUUUUUUCCCAGCAUCGUGUUCUGAAUUUUAGAGCUGUAAAAGUCUCCCAAGUUGGUACAACAUAGGUGUGUGCUCCUGUUUUAGAGGAUUUUUAUUACGAUAUUGAUAAGGAUGUCAAUGGAAAUAAAAGAAACAAAUGUUUAAUAAAUUUGCAUUUGAUAUA
This is a messenger RNA of Carassius gibelio (silver crucian carp), 5891 nucleotides long. RefSeq names its product zinc finger protein GLIS2. The record is from RefSeq and is a predicted model, not a curated record. NCBI's taxonomy places the organism in Eukaryota, Metazoa, Chordata, Actinopteri, Cypriniformes, Cyprinidae. Gene Ontology annotation, cellular component: nucleus. The transcript has 7 exons. The coding region runs from base 812 to 2287 and encodes 491 amino acids. Gene Ontology annotation, molecular function: DNA-binding transcription factor activity, RNA polymerase II-specific; RNA polymerase II cis-regulatory region sequence-specific DNA binding. Gene Ontology annotation, biological process: smoothened signaling pathway; regulation of transcription by RNA polymerase II.